AAAACGUCUUAUUGCCAGACGUGUCUUAGUGUUUAAACUGAAACCUCCAGUUAGGAAAAAUAAUAACAUUGUUAAAGUGAUGCAGUUUGUCAGAGAUUUAAAAAAAAAAAAAAUGUUUCUUGUCAGGAGGGGCAGGAGGGCUUUUACACACCAGAUCUCAUUCAAAAAUGUCAUAUUUUAUUCACGCCAUCAACAGAAAUGGAGUUAGUUUGUUAACAAUCUCUCUCUCUUUCUCUCUCUCUGCUGCUGCCAGCCUGCAUCACACUUAUUUAUUGAUUUAUUUAGGAGGUGUAGCAAACAAAUUCACACACAUGACACCGGAGAGACUGUCUCUGCCUGAGUGCCACCCUGAGUGUUACUGCAGUCCUGUUUCCAGUGUGACAGUGUUAACGUCAUAAUCGGUGUAAUCUUUGUUGCUCUGUUUGAGAAACUGAUUUUUUUUUUUUUUUUUAAAUAUGUUGGCUUUAAACAAAAAGCUUGUGGUCCAGACAGCGUUUAAAACAAAUUGCAGAGAUGCCGUGUUGAAGUUGUAUCGUACUACAGUCGCAAAGGGCUAAUUUCCCCUUAUUCAUAAGCGUGGGGACAAGUGAGACCCUGGUGACUACCGAGGCGUCUGUGUCAGCAGUUUUCUGGGUAAAAUCCUUGAAGACUCCAUCUUGAUUAAAAAUCAAAUUGGCUUCCUCCCAAAAUACCGCACCACUGACACCCUUCACGCUUUAAUUAACAAACAUGGACAAAAAAUGGUAAGACAUUCGCUUAUUUUAUUGACUUCAAGAAAGCUUUCGACUCUAUUUGGCACGCAGGGCUCUAUCACAGACUUAUGUAUGAUCUGGUUAAAUCAGUGUGUUUGUUAAAAUCGGAGACAAACAAACUGAAUCCUUCACCCAGAGCAGAGGUGUUCGUCAGGGCUGCAACUGAACACUUUAUUUAAUGUGUAUAUAGAUGAACCUGUUGUACAGUGCGUGGAUCCUACUACGUCUAGCUGUUGCUGCAAAGUGCUGUCAGACCUGGGCCCUGGCAGGAAAUACGAAGAAAACUAAUGCCGUGAUUUGUCAAAAACGCCCCAGAUGCCAGGAGAACAAAUACCAGUUUACCAAAACUAAUCGUAUCAGUGAACACAGUAUGAGUUAUACCUACCUCGGUAUAACCAUGACAGCAUCAGGGAGUUUCAACACGGCAGUGAAUGCACUAAAAGAAAAAGCUCUAAGAGCUCUAAAUGCAAUUAAGAUUAAAAUUUGGCAGAUACAUUUGACACGUACACAGAAAAACAGAAUUAGGCAGAUACCUGCUGAUAGUUAACAUUCAAAAGUGAGCGCUCGCAUGUUUUAAUCACCUUAAAUCCAGCCCUCCAAACCCAAGAGAUGAGCCCAGAAAAGAGCGCCCUAUGUCAGCUGGAGCUGAGACUGACUACUGGCCCUCAAAAAGAGACGAUGAACUGGCAGAAUAUCUCUCUGCUGUCAGGGACAGAAAGCAGAGACAGGCUUCCCAACAAACUGUAUUGUCUUCGUCUCCACAGAUGAACCUCAGUUGUUUCAGCUCAUCCGACCCAGCUGCUGUGAACGCCAACCUGGUGUACGAUGAAGACACUGAAAGUGGGGAUCUCUGGAGCAGAAGCAGUCAGGACGUCCCCCUCCCCCUCUGUUCCUCCUCCUCCCCCCCUCCUGACUCCCGCUGCCUGGUCUGUUGGGACCAAAUCGUCUUCGCCGUGUGCCGUAGCCUGACGGACGGUGUGAAAAUAAUAAUGGAGGCUGUUGGAGCGCAGGUCAAAAUCUCAAAGAGCGGAUGCCCCAAACUUCCCUCUGAUGAUGCUCACGCGGUACAGCUGCACAGUCUCAUCGCCGCCGCCAUUACCUCCGUCCUCCUCCUCCUCAUCAUCAUCGGGGUGGGCUGCGGCUAUAAACGCUGGAGACGCUCCAAAACUGAAAAGGAGUGCGGAGAGGUUCAACACGCAGUCAAACCGGCGAGCUUAAACUGCGGCUCAGCGCUUGAUGCCGGAGGGGGUGAUGACAUCACCAAGGCUGACAACUGAAUGUAUCAUGUGAUGUCAUCACAGAGACAGAAGUUGACUGAUGCUAUUAUAUUUAAUGGUGGGGUGUGUGCGAUUCUAAUCCAGUACACGUCUUUUUGUCAGAUUCAGCAAAUAUCUCCUGACGGUCCGCUGGCUGUCCGUUCAGCGUGAGCGCUGAGAAACCCUCCGGUGUUUGUACACAGCCAUGAUUUGUGUGUCAGGUGACGUUAAACGACCUGCCCACGGACAUUCAGCUUGCUUUCUAGUUUGCCAAGAUGCUGCUGUUGUUGUGAUGUUAGCUAUAGCAGCAGGAGAGUUGUGAGCGUCGCUGUCUGGAGCUGCUGUGCUGGCUCUGGGAAACCGUCUCGUCCUCUCAAACUGUCCCUACAGCAGCAACCCACAACCUAGCUAACGUUGGUUACAUUACUUGCUGGUGUUGUCGUUCACUCUCUAUCAGGGCUAGUCAGUUACAAAUUCAAUUGGGCCAGAUUUUCAAACCAGGAAAUGCAGAUGGGCCAGACAUUUUCAGCAGCCUACUUAAAACCUUUUGUUUAGUUUUUGGUAAAUUUUGAAACAAAUGCAAAUGAAUGAAAUAAAAAAUAGAUGGCGGUAAAAUUAACAAACACUCGCCAGUCCAGGCGGCGUUAAACUGACGGGUUUCAUUGUCGAAUUUGCGUUUCACGGUUUUCAGAGACACGUUUUCAGCAGAGCACUUCCUGCUUGCGACUGCCGACAGCCAGAUGUGUUGAAAAGCUGCUCAGCUGGUCGGAGCUCACGUGAGAAAACGUUGAUUUGUGAAAGAUGUGAUCGGCGGCGGCACUACAUCCGUGAACAUCCUGCCCGAUUGGUACUGAGCAUGUGCAGCUCUCAGCAGAGAUGAGAAGGAAGCGAGACGGCUCCCUCGUUAGCUGCUUCCACACACUGUAUAUGUAGUUUACUUAUUUUGUCACAUAUCAGAUUCAUGUACGCUGGGCCGCUCGGAGGCUGCUGCUGGGCCAGAUGUGGCCCGCGGGCCGCCAGUUGAAUAGGCCUGAUCUAUAUCAUAGUAUUUGUCGUGGCAUUGGAUUUCUCCAGAAUCGCAUACCCCACCGUUAAGAAGAGUACUUAUUAGGGGAGCCCCGGUAGCUCACCUGGUAGAGCGCACAUCCCAUGUGAAAAUCUUUUAAUAUUUGAAAUGAAAAUUGCAUUUAUAGCUUCGCAAGUCUGAAAAUGUUUGGUUUAGGUACCUUGAAGGUGCUUGAAUUUAUGCUUAAAGAGCUGUACGAGUUUAUUCACUCAUUUGUAUGUUUAGUAGUUUAAUAAACCUUUCAUUUAAAAAGAA
Messenger RNA from Siniperca chuatsi (mandarin fish), 3329 nucleotides. RefSeq lists its product as uncharacterized. The coding region runs from base 1385 to 2029 and encodes 214 amino acids. The transcript is spliced from 4 exons. The record is from RefSeq and is a predicted model, not a curated record. NCBI's taxonomy places the organism in Eukaryota, Metazoa, Chordata, Actinopteri, Centrarchiformes, Sinipercidae.